AUUAUGACAUCAUAACAUAAACAAAUACACGUGGAACGAGAACGACCAUCAGUUCGCACGACCCUAGAGAAAGAUAUAUUUCUCAGAUCGUACAAAGAUCUAGUAUUGUGUCAUCAGCUCACAGGUUUGGAAGUAAAAUCGAAAGUCGUCAAAAUGAAGAAAAAGGGAAAGAAAGGGGAAAAUGACCGAUGUCAAACACCAACAGAACAUCCGAGAAAAGAGAGUCAUGGCCCAAUGGAUUUGUUAAUGAAAUUAACCCACAAGAAAAUGUCUUCGGGUUCAGCAGUUAUUCCCAGUAAUUCAGAAUCUUCUAGUCCUAGUUAUGAAAAACAUAAUACCAUUGAAAGUGACCAUUUGGAUUUGCAGGAAAGUCAAGAAGAAUGGUAUGAGGAACUUAGUGAUGACCACACAUCAGCAUUUAAAGAGGUGUUUGAUAUGUUAGAUUCAGCACAUACUGGUAUGUUAAAUGCAGAUAAUCUGUAUGAGGGAUUAAGAAGAGUAGAUAGUGAAAUAACUAAAGAAGAAGUGCAAGAUGUUUUAAAAACUUUAGAUAAAGAUGGAAAUGGGGUGAUAGACUUUGAUGAAUUUCUGAUGCACAUUACUCAGCAAGGUUCUGAUGAUGGGGGCAACAGCGGUGAUAGUAAGCCUAAAGGUUACACUAAACGACAACGAUUAUUUAUCUCAGCUUUGAAAAAAUUCAACAUCAUGUCUGAACUAUGUAAACCACAAAAAGUCCACCAACCUCACGUUUUACGGCACUACACGGCAGGAGUUCGCUUAAUCGGUCUAACAGACAAACAAAUUGCCAUCAAGUUAAAAAAAAUGCAGAAGGCAGGAAAAAACAUCAACUCUCCAUAUGCAAAACCAUUAACUUUUGUUAUUCCAAGUGGAAGCACAAAUCAGAUCCAAACUCUCCGAACAACAAUUGGAUUAAAAACCUCAAACGCACUCCCUGAUUCAGAAAACAAACGUAAACAGCCGCCUAGCCUGCUUUUGUCUGGUCUUAAAUGUGGAAGAAGUCAAGCUGAUAUGGAGAAGGAAAUUCAGUCUUUUGUUUCAGGUACCUUUAAAUUAAAUGCAAGAUUACGGUCUCUAAAACUACCACAUGCAGUUGAUAUUUUGGCCCUUGAAAAGCCAGAUGGAGAGAAAUCUGAACUAAAUGCUCAAGUGCCAGAGAAUAUUAAACCUCGGAAGAAAGGAACAGGUUUUAGAAGUCGUGGCUGGGUUAUGCCAAGAACAGAAAGAGACAAAGUACCUUUGCCAGUUCUCAAAUUAAGUGGCAAGAGAUAUGGUUUAACUAUUGAAGAUCUGCCUGAUAUUCGUGAAAAAGUGAAACUAGCAGUCGAUCAGUAUUAUGCUAGGUUGAGAAAUGCAUUUGUACAAAAUGCUUAUGAUCACUGGGAAAAGUUGUAUGCUCAUCAUAUUAGAUCCAAGCGUCUUCUCAAUAUUUUCCGAGAGUUGUACCGGGCAUAUUCUCCCCAUAAAGAAGUUGAAGCCUGUGUUGUUUGUCCCUGGGUUCCAGGACCAUUUAGACCUGUACAUCAUUCCAGAAUACACAGUACAGCUGUACGCAGGGAACGAGUAACUAGCCCAGAUCUCAAGCAUGGUGCUCGAAGGCCUGUCAGUUGCAUGUAUUAAUCAAAUCAAUUCAUUCAAAUAUAUAUUUUUUUCCCCUUACAAACUGUGUGAUUUGAUGAUAUAUUUGGACUAAAAACAUAUUCAUACUAACUAGUCUAUCAAAAAUUUGCUUCAAAUCCAUCUCAAAACGUAUUCACCGGGAGAUACCUACAGCUAUAAAUAAACUGUCUGUCAUCUUACUUCUUUGUGGGAGGGUCAAUUUUUCAAAAUGUUUUUUUAAUUACUUACUGCCUAAGUAAAUUCUUAAUUAUUUUCUGACAACUUUUUUUUCUGCUGUUUAAUUGCAGAGUCUUUCGUACUUUGACACCCCUCAAUUUUCCCCAAACCGCCUGACCAUUUGAUCAAGAAUAACAACCACUCCCUCAGUCAAACUAGCACACAAUAAGCUGGCAGACAGCAGUCGGCUUGCCAGUUAGUGAUACCCUGCCAUUUUUUCUCAUUGCUUGCCUCAUGGGUGUCUUUUGGGUAGUCCAAUAUUUUUCUUGUAAGACUGGAUGUCUAUACUUUCCAUAUAUACCACAUUUGCCAUACUUUUAUUGGAAAUAAACACCCGAUAAAUACUUUUGGGCCAAUGCAUCUGUAACCAUUUGUUAUAUUUCAUAGAUGAAUAUUAUAAAAAUUAAAGAUGCAUUAUGUAAGAUUUAGAUCAGGAGCUUGCUAUAAUAGAUCAAAAAUAGAUCAUCAAAAAAGAAUAUAUUGAAAAUUUCAUUCAAAUUACUAUAUUCUGAUCGAAGUUAACAGUGUUUGAUGUUCUGACAAGAUGCAGUGCAGAUUGUUUAUUAUCAUAGCAAUACUACUUGAAAAUAGAGACUUAAGUCUUGAUUAUCCAUUUUGUCCUUAAAUUUUAAAAUCUGGCUGGUUUUGUUUUCCUUUUAUUCUUGGCCAUCCGAUGGUGUAGAUAAAAAGCUGAUUAUAGGCUUGUCAUGUGAAUAAAUAUCAAAUUCAAUAGUUUAGACCUGCAAAAGGAAGAUUUAGAUCUUAAACAUAAUGCACCUUUAACCAUUCUAGAAGAUAUAAAUACAUAUGUUUAUAGCUAUUUUGUCAAUUCUCGCAUUUAAAUUUCUACUUUUAUUAUCACACAGAUUUAUUUACAGUGAUAUGUUUUCAGUUAUUUAAUUAGUAAUAGAAAGGUACCAACUCUAGACAGUUGUCCUUGUCAAGCCUUGUGUCCUGCACCUCUGACAAUUGGAAACCACGUCGGAAAACCCUUAUGAACUUUCGCAGCCAACACCGGGAGCAAACCCGCACCCUCUAGGCUAGCGAGCCAGCAUCUUACCCACUCAGCCCACGGAUAGGCUAUAUGAACACAGGUGAAGAUGACUGCACCCAUUAACACUACCAGUGCUGCUGGUGGGACGUUUUUAUAUUUACUGUCAGUGCAGUUAUAUAAUAUUUGAUAUCAGAAAGUUUUAAAAUAUUCUGCUGAGAACUUUGUUCUGUAUUUUUUUCACAAGAAUUCAUCAAUCUGAAUGUAAAGAGAAAUCUCUAUGAUUUGCGAUUGAAAAAUUCUGAACUUUGAUUAGGUUCCUUCUUAUUGGGUCUAAAACGACCAAUCCCAUCAUUGAGAACUUUAACUUAUAUUCCAUUCAGAAGCUUUAACAGUAAAAACGUGAAUGAAAAGGUACCGGGUAGCUCUGUGGAAAGUGUUUGAAAUAUAUACCAAAAUUUCUGAGUAUAAAAUAGAUCAUUUGAUGACAUUGGAUUUGAAUGUAUGUAGUUUUAACAAUAAUAAUCAUCUAGUUAUCCAAGAAAACAUGAAAAAUACAUUAAUAAAAAAUAGGAUAAUAUUAGAAUAAUACAAUAUAUAGUUUUGAGUAAGUCACAAUAUUAUAAACAAGAGCAUCACUAAUGCGCCUGCAAUACGUCCACAUUCCUGCUUUGAUUGAUAUGGUACUUUUUAAAAUAAAGAGAAUGAAAUAGGAAAUAACUGCAAUGACUGUAAUAUGACAAGAGGCAAAGAAGACUAGGCGUUGGAUUGGGGCAUGUGCCAACAUAAAUAGUGGCUGUCUUUACAGUAUAAGGAAUAAAUAUACAAAGUUCCAAGAUGAUCCAUUCAGAAUUGCAGCCUGUAGACAAGAAAUACAAACACUGGACGUGGCUCUGCCCCUGGGGGUUGGAUAUGGAAUAAUAUAAAUAGGUACCACCCUGUUACUGAAGUGAUUGAUAUGCUUAAUUAUUGUAACCUGUAGAGUAUUUACAGA
Molecule: messenger RNA, 3839 nt
Organism: Patella vulgata (common limpet)
Lineage: Eukaryota; Metazoa; Mollusca; Gastropoda; Patellidae
Exons: 8
Coding region: 154-1638 (494 amino acids)
Molecular function (GO): calcium ion binding
Source: RefSeq, a predicted model, not a curated record